Aureobasidium namibiae CBS 147.97 is the source of this 852-nucleotide messenger RNA. RefSeq names its product DNA glycosylase. The transcript has a single exon. Gene Ontology annotation, molecular function: mismatch base pair DNA N-glycosylase activity. Gene Ontology annotation, biological process: base-excision repair, AP site formation. The coding region runs from base 1 to 852 and encodes 283 amino acids. NCBI's taxonomy places the organism in Eukaryota, Fungi, Ascomycota, Dothideomycetes, Dothideales, Saccotheciaceae. The record is from RefSeq and is a predicted model, not a curated record.
AUGGUGCAGCAGUAUGCCCACGAAGAGCCGGAUGUCUCUGCGACCGCUGUCACGCCAACGCGCGUUUUGCGGCCACGAGCACGCCCGUCAUCAGUGGCGAUAGACACGCAGCGAGUCGACCAUAGUAAUCACCCCGCCGAGGAAACAAAGCCUUCAUCCACAGCGAGAUCGUCCAAGAAGCGCAAAGCGCCAAGCAAGUAUGCGCAUCCAUCCAAGUACCAACACCUUAGCCCUCUUACCGACAUCCUCGCUCCAAAUCUGAUUGCCAUUUUCGUUGGCACCAACCCUGGCAUACGUACUGCCGCUCAAGGACAUGCCUACGCGCAUCCUUCCAAUCAAUUCUGGAAACUGCUUCACUCGAGCGGCUGCACUGAUGAACGACUACGCCCGGAGCAAGAUUCCGAAUUGCCUGCCCGUUACCUCCUUGGCAAUACUAAUAUUGUAGAGCGACCCACCAGAGACGCUGCCGAACUCAGCAAGGCUGAGAUGACUGAUGGUGCUCCCGUUCUGCAUGAAAAGUGCCGUACAUGGCGUCCGGAAUGUGUUUGCAUCGUCGGUAAGGGCAUCUGGGAGGCCAUCUUCCGUCAUCAUCAUGGGAAGAACCCCAGUAAAGCCGAGUUUCAUUGGGGCUGGCAGGAUGAGAACGAAAAUAUGGGCCGUAUUGCUGCUGUUGGAGAAGACGGUUAUCAGGGUGCGAGGGUCUUCGUCACGACUAGUACGAGUGGCCUUGCCGCCAGUCUGAAGCCUGCUGAGAAGGAAGCUAUCUGGAAACCAUUUGGGGAAUGGUGCAAGGAGAGAAGAGCCUCCCGAAACUGGCCACCGUCUGAAUCUGAGGGUCAAAUGCCAAUCUGA